CUGUAACAUCAAAACCAAUUUGUUGAAUUUAUGACAAGUAGUAUUAAGAAAUAACGAAAAACUAAAGUUUACUAAAAAAUCGUAUAUUAACGGCUUGUUUAUGUUUUUGAAUGUCGAUAAAAUAUCGAUAUCACGUAGCUAUUGGAAUGCAUUAAUCAACACUGCGCACUUUUGCGUUUACCACACUGGUCUGUAAUGUUCAGUUAAACAGCUGUUGAGCGGCAAUUGGCCGCCAAAAUUACGGGGAUUUGUGCAAUGGAGUUUCCACUCUCAGAUUUUAACUUACGGGGACUUACUCCGAGAACUACACAGCUAUGCAUUGAGUACAGAGGGCACAAUGGAGGAGCUACGAGACCGCUUGCAGACGGCUCGCAGCGAUGAGGCCGAGGCUCAGGCAGAGGGUCGUGUGCGUCCUGGAAGACCACCAAUAUGCAAGUAUGGAGCUUGUGUGCAGCCAGAUGAUUUCUCCGAGGUGGAAGUGAUGCAAGAUUCGGAGUACGAGGAGUUCCUAAAGAAAUUACAGUGGAGACUGCGACGUGUUAACAAAUCAUAUCUACGCGAUGGAAUGGAUUACUAUCAUCCUGGAGUGCUCCAUCAAAUUGAUAGGACGAAGACAUAUACAUUUAAUAUGUGCGAGUUUUCUCUGCGAAAGAUGCCAUUUGUUCACAAGAUAUUUGCCAUAUUCAUAUCGAGCACAACGGAACAUUAUCAUCGUCUUUGCUAUGCAAAAAGUUUUGCCAAGACUCGCACCUUGAACAUGACGAAGGAACAGUUGAAUGCACCUGUUGUCACACGUGGAGAUGUUGGCAGAGCCAUGUCAAAUAUAUUGCUUGAAAUCGAAGUUAAUGGAUUGGAGAAUUUCGUUGCUGUCAUCACGGACAAUAAUAGUGUCAUCCUCAAAGCUUUGGAAGAGGUUAACAUGGUCAACAGGGCCAAGUUACCUCCUAUUCUUCUCGAUAGUGGCCAACUGCACAAGAUCUUUCAGGAUAUGUUCUGUGCGAAAUCGUCUCGUUGCCUAAUACAACUAGAGACUGCGCAUUUCCAAAAGAGCACUUAUAAAGCUCAACUUGAAAAGAUUGGACAAAACUAUACACAAAAUACAGAUUCCGCAAUGGUGUUUGAAGACCAUUUGGCAGCUAUACCGAAAGUAUUGGAGGCCAUGUGGAAAAUCAAAUCGCACAAAGAUAAACCCAUUUCAUUGGCACUCUUAAAUAAUUCACGGCUAAAUAUGUUUGCCAGUGAGGCUGAGAAUAAUAUUCCGCCGAUUCCAUAUGAGGAUAGUGCCAUUGGUGGCGGAGUCUUGCAAUUAGUUCUCUUCGAUACGUUAUGGUGUAUGUCCACUGGAACCGAAGUAGAGGAAAAAUAUGUUGUUGAAACGCAGGACAAGGCAGUACUAGAGUUUGUUCAUGGGCCAGAGCCCGAGCUGGACUUUGACCUGGAACUGGAUCCAGACAUGGAUCCAGAUCUUGAGACAGAUUUGGACCAGGAUAAUGAUGAGUUCCCAAAGUUAAUUUUAGAAGAAGUGCAGGAGUUAAUGCAAGAACCAGUGCAGGCGCCAAUGCCCGCACCAAUUCAAGUAAUAAUACAAUUGCCAAGGCAAGAUCAGAUACAAGAUCAAAUGCAAGGUACAACUCAUGAGUCAUUGCAAGCCUCCAUUCAAGAGACAAUACAAGCGACAAUUCAGGAUCUAAUGCAAGACCCAAGGCAAGGGCGAAUUAAUUUGGUAAUUCAAAUGCCGUCACAAGACCCACUCCAAGGGCCAAUGCAAGGGCCAAUGCAAGACCCAAUGCAAGGGCCAAUGCAGCAGUUAAUUACAGAGCCAAUGCAUGAACAAAUGCAAGAGCCAAUACAAGGGCCAAUGCAGGAAUUAAUGCAAGGCUCAAUGCAAAUAGAAGAUCAAUUGGAUGACAUGAUUCAUGGCCCAAUGCAAGAACAAAUGCAAGACCAAAUCCAAGGAAUAAUGCAAGGUCAAAUGCACGGACCAAUGCAAGGGCCAAUGCAAGGGCCAAUGCAAGGACCAAUGCAAGGACCAAUGCAUGGACCAAUGCAAGGAGCAAUGCAAGGACCAAUGCAAGGACCAAUGCAAGGACCAAUGCAAGGACCAAUGCAAGGACCAAUGCAAGGACCAAUGCAAGGUCCAAUGCAAGGACCAAUGCAAGGACCAAUGGAAGGUCCAAUGCAAGGACCAAUGCAAGGACCAGUGCAUGGGCCAAUACAAGAAACAAUGCACGCGUCAUUGCACGACCAAAUACAAGAAUUAAUCCACGGACCGCAUCAAGGGCCAAUGCAAGAACCAAUGCAGACGGCAAUGCAAGCGCAAAUGCAAGGGCUAAUGCAUGGGCCAAUGCAAGAACCCACAGCUGAAGAGCUGCAAAAUGAAAUGCUAGACCAAAUCCAAGAGCACAUACAAGAAGAAAUGCAAGGACAAAUGGAAGAUCAAUUGCAAGGAGAAAUCGUGGGCCAAAUCGAAGAGAUGAUGGAGGAGCAAAUGCAAGGGCAAAUACAGGGGCAAAUGCAAGGGCAAAUGGUAGGUACAAUGCAAAACCUAAUGCAAAACCAAAACGCAACCCAAAUGCAAAUGCAUCACCAAAUGCAAGAACAAAUGCAAGGCCAAAUGCAUGUUCACACUCAAGAGCAUUUACAAGAGCAAAUGGAGGAACACAUGCAGGACGAUAGUGAGGAUGAUAUCGAUGAAGAUAUCCAAGACGAUAUGCAAGAGCAGAUGCAAGAGCUGUUGACAGAGCCAGCUCAGCAGUUACUGCCCGAACCGAUACAGGAACUAUUGCCAAAUGAAAUACAAGAGCCAAUACAAGAGCUAAUACAAGAUGCAACGCAAGAGCCAGUGCCAGAUAAUUGGUUUGACAUAUUGGAUCCGUAGGGAUUCGUUGUAUGUGAUCUUUAUUUUGCAAAGUGCUGCCUAAACCUUGUAGUAUAUUCUCCUCUUUGCGCUUCAGCGAUAGCUUUGUCUCUUCAUUCUCAUCGAAUAUUUGCAAAUGCUUGGCGUAAUACCAAACAAAAAUAUUGCAAAAACCUCCUAGAAGAACAAAUGUCGCUGCCGUGUAAUUGAGCACAUAUCUAAGUGAGUAUGUGUCGUAAAGCCAACAAUUGCCCUUAUUGCUGCACGUCUUGCCCCAAACCAAGCAGUAUUUAUCGAUUAGCCAACCAUAAAAUAUCGGACUGGGUAUAAAUGCCAGCAACGAAGUGACCAUGCUGCCAAGUCCCAAUCCGAAGCUUUUCUGCUCCGGUGGUAUGCAGCGCAACGAUAUGAGAAAGUUGGUUGAUUUACUGGACGCUCCCACAAGCUUAAGGAAGCACAUGACAACCAGGAAAAUGUAGAACUGUUGAGUGCAAUCAACAGGACAAUGCCCACCGACUGCAGUCUGCCACUAAAAGAAUCGAUCAUCAGUUUUCAGUUGAAAUUCCACUUCCAAGCAUUACUUACAUGGGAGACAUCAGUGUCUGUUAUGUUUGGAGCCGAAAUACACGAGCAUCCUGUGUAUAUUUUGCGGUCAUGAUCGAACGGAUCUUUGCUCAUGGCAGUGCAGCCAGCAUGACAAGCGGUUGUAUAGGUGACAUUAUUCGGACUACAGAUUGGGGAAUAAAAUGCAUAAUCACAAUGACAAGAGGCACUGCAGCUAUUGCUUGUCGUCGCCAUGGAUCCCAAUUGAUCGCUAUCUUUGCAGCCAAUCAGCGAAUAGCACAAUAUGCCAGCAACUGUUAAGAAAUCAACUAUGACAUUCCAUGAGACAAUAGCACGAGCUCCUGGCUUAAACUUGUAGAUGACGUAGCCAGAGAGCACAACACCCACGGCGGAAAAUGAGAGUGGCACAGGACCCGAUGCCAUGGAUGCCACAGAUGCCGACUGACGGUAUUGCAUCUCGAUGUACUUCUGCGAGAAGGUCCAAUAGACAUUGUAGCCAAAGAAGUAAACGAUUGAAGCAGCCAUGUUAUACACAUAGACUUUGUUCGCGGCCAGACCUUUGACCGAUUUCCACAUAUCGCUCACUGAAUACGCCUUAUGCUUAUCGUUAGGAUCAGGUUCAUCAGUUUUUGCCUGUUUUAAACGUCUUGCCUUGGCGCUGGGCAACUCCCUGGGAAAUAGAGCAAUGACGAAAGCGCUCAGCAGUGUGAUGACAGCCAAUAGUAUAUAUCCAAGCCACCAGGCACCCAUCCAUCUGGGAUCUGUAUUCUUGAUAAGUGGUCUUAAGCGGGGAUCAAUGUACAGCUUCAAGCACUGCGAAGAUAGUAAAUAUCCAGCUGACGGACCCAUCAUUCUAAGAAAUGUGGAUAAGGCUAAGGCAAGUGAUAACUGGCGCUUUCGACUUGGCCGUGUUGUCAUCCAUGUAGGCCACGCCUACAAUUAUGACCAUUCCCGCUCCAAUUCCCAAUAUUAGCUGGGCAACGAACAAAAUGAUAAUGGGUGACCAUGAUUCGAUAUCCAUGUGACAAUUGGUUUUCUCAGAUGUGCACAAUUGUGAGCUGCUUAAUGAGGAUGUUGAAUUCCCGGUCAUAUUUUGAUUUCCAAAUUCAUGAGUUAAUUUUAAGGCCUCUUCGCCGGCUCCAUAAAGGAAGUGCAGCGAGGCAU
This is a messenger RNA of Drosophila nasuta, 4585 nucleotides long. RefSeq lists its product as uncharacterized. The coding region runs from base 338 to 2878 and encodes 846 amino acids. The record is from RefSeq and is a predicted model, not a curated record. Lineage: Eukaryota; Metazoa; Arthropoda; Insecta; Diptera; Drosophilidae. The transcript has 6 exons.